Suillus discolor is the source of this 661-nucleotide messenger RNA. RefSeq lists its product as uncharacterized. NCBI's taxonomy places the organism in Eukaryota, Fungi, Basidiomycota, Agaricomycetes, Boletales, Suillaceae. The transcript is spliced from 3 exons. Bases 58 to 549 code for a protein of 163 amino acids. The record is from RefSeq and is a predicted model, not a curated record.
GUCUGCACUAGCAACGGUUUGAUCAAAACUUGCGCCCAUUGUGACAGAUAUCUUAAGAUGUCGAAUACGAGGCUUCAGGAAGUUAUCACCCUCAGCACUCUUCACUCUAAAUAUUUAUGGCAUGCCGCCGCCGCUCGUCCCAAGCGGCCCUGUAUAGACGGCCCGCACCUUUUUAAUGUACCUUUGGUCUUCAGGAUGGAUGCGGGGGAUACAGGGACGAAUCGUGGCCUAUUGAGGUACUGCUCUUGUUUGCUCUUUCACCUUAUCGGUUGGUCUCUACCAAUUUGGUUGAUCGGGCCGCAACUUGGUAUCGCACACUUACAAGGAGCAUGCAAUGAUUUAUUGCGAGUCGUGACCGAGCUUACCCAUAUCCGAUCGAGCACGGAUCUUGUAGACACCUGCCAAGUGGCCCAUACGGCUGCAUCACAAAUGUCCUACCUGAAUACAGAAGGUUGUUUCUCUCCUGCUCUCCCCCGGUUCCAGGAAAAACCUACUAGUACGGACAUGAAAGAGUCUACGUUCUACUCCAGUAAGUCUAUCGCCGCUUAAUCUCGCCUGGCUCAUGUGCGUCACCUUCAGGAUCCGCACUGUCGUGCUGACACCGCUUCUGUUCACAUACCCCAAACCUAUCUGGAUUCUUGUUCAGUUAGGUUGCUUCUGC